Messenger RNA from Rhipicephalus microplus (southern cattle tick), 1619 nucleotides. RefSeq names its product RNA pseudouridylate synthase domain-containing protein 1. The record is from RefSeq and is a predicted model, not a curated record. Gene Ontology annotation, molecular function: pseudouridine synthase activity; RNA binding. NCBI's taxonomy places the organism in Eukaryota, Metazoa, Arthropoda, Arachnida, Ixodida, Ixodidae. Gene Ontology annotation, biological process: enzyme-directed rRNA pseudouridine synthesis.
AUGGGGGACGGGUUCAUUAUUACAGAGUACAAUGUCAGUUUCUGCGCACACUUCCUGGUGGUGGACAAGCCAGCCGACCUGGUGAUCAACACACAGAAGGAGCACGAGCACCCGGUGAGCGUCGAGUCUCUGCUGCGCCGACAGCUUCCGGAGUUGGUUGAUCCAAGUGUGGAGCACGGCUUUCGCUUCUGCCACCGGCUGGACUUUGCCACCAGCGGAGUGCUGUGCCUGGCGCUCACACGCGCCGGGGCCCGGGCUGCACAGGCAUCAUUGGGACCUCCUCUUCGAACAGCGCGCAAGUGUUAUGCAGCCUUGCUAGAUGGACAUGUGGCCUUGCCUACAGGGUGGCGUGGCAUUGAGAUCAACCUGGCUGUGGGAGAGGAUGGCAGAGAAGGCCACCAGCACAAGAUGUGCACAGCCAAUGCUGAGUACUGCUUGAAUCCCAGAGAAGCCCGAACACGGAUACUUGUACUGGGUUGGGGCCUGUUUCAUGGACGGCCGGCCACACAGGCGGUGCUAAAGCCAGUGACCGGUCGGCGACAUCAGCUGCGAGUGCACUGCGCCACUCUAGGCCACCCUGUUGUAGGCGACACCACGUAUGGCGACGCGAGUGCUGCCGUGCACAGUCGCAUGUACUUGCACGCGUGGCGGCUCCUGCUGCCCACUCAGCUGGCUGUGGUUGAUGUGAGCACCGGAAGUGAGCACCCGUUUGGCUGCCACCAGGCCUGGCAGGAUGUGCCGUCUCAAGACAGACCGAAGUGGACUGUGGAUGAUGCAUUUGAGCAGCUUGAGUGCUCAGAACUGUUUCUUGCAUGGAGUGCGCAAUCGCCAAAGUGCUGCACUGACAGGAUUCAGGGCAGGGAAUGUGCGAAUAAUAAGUGUAGCUAAAUGAAAGAAAUGACUUAGCAUAAGUUUCACUAGGGUUAACUGCACAAAAAGUGCCUAUGCAUUGUCAUCAAAUGUUAAUACUAAGCCUGAAUUUGUAGUUACGUUUAUGUUCAGCCUGAAUUGGACCCUUUUUUUCAUUGAUGAAGAUGACCGUGUAGUAAGCAACAGCUAAAAUAUUCUAAUUUGAAGGAUCCUUUAAUCCAUCUCCACAAAGGCGUAAAAUAUGGCCUAAAGCAGGACUCUCUCAUAAACUUGAGUCAAAAACAGUUAAAAAUAAACGUGGCUGAUCCCCCUAAUAGGAAUCGGUAUAACACAAAAGUGAAACAUGUCUUUACAGAGGUGGUUGAGCCUUUAUUGAUCAUUGUUUCAGCAACAGCAAUAAAUUGCAAAGUUAAAUUAAGAACAGCAAGCAGCUCGACACUUGCAGUACACGCCUCAAGCAGAAAGCAUGCACAAAAUUAGCAUACACAAGACAUGCGAGGACCAACAACUGUCACAGCUCGACACAAAGCGUGCUCGUCAAACAAAAAUGCACGAAGCGAGCACGAAGAAGAGACCAUGGUCCGCGGAGGCAGCACUUCGUGGAGGCGACGACCUUUAGAGCGCGCCCAGCGCGAGCCCCUUGCGCCAUCUCACUACUGAUAAUUAUAACAGGCUGAAGUUUUGAAGCUCUGAGGACUUACAAUUGGUGUAUGGUGUAUAUAAAUGGCUUGCUGUAGCACUCCAGACAA